AUGGAUAAACCAGCUACUAGCUCCAGGGCUGACGGGGGGCCAGGGGCAAGGGGAACCGCAGGCACUGCUCCCUCUCGGGAUUUGGGCGUUGGUUCGGAGGAACGCGCCUCUACUAAUUCAACACGCGGAAAGACCCACAGUCGCAAAACUCAAGGCACCAAGCCGGAAGGUGUCAAGUCGGAGGACAAGUCAAGUGACCUGCCUGGCAAGACAGGCGAUCGACAGGGCAAGUCAGGUGCCAGGUCUGCGGACGCAAAGGCCACCCGAGUUUCUGAAGGCCGCGGACCUUCCGACGGCCGCGGGCCCUCCCAUGGCAAUGGGCCUUCCGACGGCAAGGGGCCUUCCGAAGGGCAGUCGAGACGGCCUCGAUCCCACCGACGCAAGCCGAAGCCCUCGCCCACGACUGGUGAGACGGCUGAUGACGCUACUGGUGACGCUAAAGGACCGUCGUCGAACGCGUCUAAGCGGCCGGCCCGCGGACGAGGAAAAGCGGAGGUUAAUCGAGACGGUCUUGAGUCCUCUGCUGCCCGUGGCGGUUCGUCCGCCCGAGGUGCAGCCCGAGGUGGUAGUCAAUCGACCACCCGAGAUGGUGGUCAGUCGACCACUCGAGGCGGUGGUCAGUCGACCACUCGAGGUGGUGGUCAGUCCACCCGCGGAGGGUCGGGUCGCGGUCGGGGUCGUAGUCGCGGUCGGGGUCGCGGCCGCGGAGGCCCGCUUUUCGGUGUGCCGCGAGGGGGCCGAAGUAGCGACGGCAGUGAAGAGGAGGAAAGGACGCCUGCGGUCCAGGCCUUCUUGGGCCAGCCGGGUGUUGCUCGUUCGGCGCACGCCGUUGUGAAUUUGAAGACCGUGCCGUUCAAUUGGGAGUUUGAAAAACGGGUGCUCAACAACUUGUAUGAGCUCCGCGAAGUUGCGCAGGUUGACGCCCACGACCAGGGUACGCCUACCGAGGGUGUCAGCCUCGAGGACGUCGCCGAGUCCUCAGAAGGCGAAGACGACAGCUGUCUGGUUCCUCCGCGCUCAAAGACGGAGGAGGAGCAGUCUGACAACGAGGACGACUCCGGCUUCGAGGACGCCCUCGACGAUGACCGGCAGGGAGAGGAAGAGGAGGACGAAGAGGGGGAGGACCAAGGCAAGAGUGAGGACCGGGAGCGGGGUGAGUGCGGUGGUUCGGACGAGCCGGAAAGCGAGGAGGAAACUCAUGAUUCAGGGGACCCUGCCGGUCGUGCCGUCCAGGACGGUCGUGGGGACCAGGACGGUCGUGGGAAGCAGGACGGUUGUGCGGAGUCGGGCCCGAAGGAAGACGGUGGCGGGGGCGUGGCGUCCGCGGCGAAGGACGGCUGCGGAAUGUUGCGGGUUGGGAAGGUGGUGUUUAGCUUUGUGCUGAACCCUUCUGAUCCGGAUGUGCCUGUGGAUAUUUUGUUCCCCCAGGGACUGAAGUUCCAUAUUAAGUUGGACGGGUCGUAUCCGAUGAGCGGGCAGAGCGUUUCAGUGGAUUGCGUGGUGACGGAUGACGACAUUGACGUGUGGGCACGACGAGUUAUUCGGCAGUGGGCUCGUUGUAAUUGGUCUGAAUGUCAGAGGACCAACAAGCCGGUGUACUCGUUGAUCAAGAUGCUAGACAGGGACCUGUAUACUCUGCUAUUGGAGGCGGCGGAGCAGAAGUCAACGAGUACUCUUCGUGAAGGUCCGUGGAAUAGCGAGGAGCAGAAGAAGCUAGAGAAUGCCCUAGUCUGGUUUAGGUCGUAUAGGGAUCCUAAGGUGAAAUGGAAGAAGGUUUCAGAGUACAUGGGAACUCGUACGCCGAAGCAGUGUUAUCUCCGCUUCCAACAGUGCUGUUGUGCAGUAAAGGAGUUUGAGGAAAAGAAUCCGGAAGUCACCGCACAGGUGCGCGAAGAUGACGAGAGUGAAGAGGAUGGCACAAGACUCGAAGAUCAGCUGGAGGCUAAGCAGGUGGACAUCAAGGGGCAGCUGCAGACCUCGUCUGCGCUCGCUACCAAGGACGGACAAUCUCUUGUCCCCGUGGGUGUUUCCAUGAAAGGUGUUACGUACUUUUAUUGCGGCCAUCUUAGGGCCAUCCUAAGCUGCGGUAAGUGCGGGAAGAAGCUGAGUUUGGAUACGGCGGUCGCCCGGCCUAACAAUCAAAACCAAGCCCACAUUGAAUACUCGAAUUGCAGCAACUGUCACCUUUCUUAUAAAGUAGAGCUCAUCGGUCUUUUCUGUACACCGAGCGCAUCUGACGGCGAGGCCUCUCCUACGGCCAAGAUAUUGAUAAAUGGCGCCAGCAUUGUAGACCUGUUGCCGAGUGAUUUCAUGUGCGCUUGCAACACGUGUAACGCCUUCAUCCGGUAUUCAGAACUGCUCCCGGGGCUGACCAAGUCGGUGAACUGCCGACACUGUCAUGCCAAGACCAGUUUGCACUUAGUAGGUAUCAACGUCACCGGUCAACAACCUUUCGCCGCCCUCAAGGCAGACGGGAAGACGCUGCUGGCGGAACACCGACCACGGAGGGCCGUGGACGCGUACAGGUUUGUGGUUGGUCAACCACUGCCUAGAGAAGGAGCUUGCUCUCACUACAAGAAAUCCCAUAGAUGGUUCAGGUUCCCUUGUUGCAUGAAGGCUUUCCCUUGCGACAAAUGCCACGACGCAGACAGCGACCACGUCUCGGACGGCAUGGCCACACGCAUCAUCUGCGGAAUGUGUUCUCGCGAACAAAGUGCACAGAAUCAAGAGUGCCCAUGUGGCAAUGCAUACAGGGCCGCUUCCACCACUCACUGGGAGGGAGGCCGAGGCUGCAGAGACUGGCAAAAAAUGUCCAAAAGAGACCCCAAGAAAUACAAGCUCAGGCAGAAAGAGGUCGAGAAGCUUCGCAAGAAGAAAACAUAG
Molecule: messenger RNA, 2883 nt
Organism: Gregarina niphandrodes
Lineage: Eukaryota; Apicomplexa; Conoidasida; Eugregarinorida; Gregarinidae
Product: zinc finger protein
Exons: 1
Coding region: 1-2883 (960 amino acids)
Molecular function (GO): zinc ion binding
Source: RefSeq, a predicted model, not a curated record